AUGAACCAUUUUAGUUCCCAAUGGGGAAAUGGUGAUUUCCCCAUUGGGAUCCCUCGGUGUGUUUCCCAAGGCCAUUUUAGGGUACCGCGUUUUCUCAUGGUGUCUCUCUUUUUCCGAAAACCCUGCGUACAAGCAAUUGUUUAUACUAAAAUAUAUUUGUACGGAUUACUAGUGCUGAAAAACAUCUGUACAGACUCACUGCGAAUCCACUUACCAGAAAUAGAAAGUACGACUAUAUCUGACUUCCAGGACACCUAUAGUACAAAUGGCCAGAAAACUCACCUGGUUGAUAUUUCUGAGAAUUGGGGCAGUUUUGUUAUCCUAAAGGAAUUUCACCUUCAACGGUGUCUUUCAGAGUCGUUCUCAUUUUUCCUUCGGAUGAACGUUACGGAGAUUUCCUACCGUUCAUUGUGUUCCAUCUUCAAAACAUGCCAAAUUCAAAAAACUCAGAGUCCGAGACGUGUCAGUUGGGUGAAGGACCGACAGAGGGAAAGAAACCCACGGUUUUGUCCACCCACUCUGAGUGAAUUCCACUGUUUUGAUUAUUUCCCUUCGACACAUUCCAAUAAACCCCGAAGCGUUGUUUUUCUUGAACGAUUUCGUACGAAAUAUUCCUUCAACCUUCUUUGUACACACGUAUUCCCCUUUCUUCGGAAUCCUCUGAAAGGAACUCAGAAACUUUUCUGGACUCUUUCUUUCCCACUUUUUGAAUUUGAAUUUCUUUACCAUUCUCACAGAAACUCUCGGUAA
Molecule: messenger RNA, 750 nt
Organism: Naumovozyma dairenensis CBS 421
Lineage: Eukaryota; Fungi; Ascomycota; Saccharomycetes; Saccharomycetales; Saccharomycetaceae
Exons: 1
Coding region: 1-750 (249 amino acids)
Source: RefSeq, a predicted model, not a curated record